Messenger RNA from Rhineura floridana, 732 nucleotides. RefSeq names its product oocyte zinc finger protein XlCOF26-like. Gene Ontology annotation, biological process: regulation of transcription by RNA polymerase II. The coding region runs from base 1 to 732 and encodes 243 amino acids. Gene Ontology annotation, cellular component: nucleus. Lineage: Eukaryota; Metazoa; Chordata; Lepidosauria; Squamata; Rhineuridae. Gene Ontology annotation, molecular function: DNA-binding transcription factor activity, RNA polymerase II-specific; RNA polymerase II transcription regulatory region sequence-specific DNA binding. The transcript has a single exon. The record is from RefSeq and is a predicted model, not a curated record.
AUGAGCUUUCUCAGCAAAGGAGGGCUUGAGAGACACCGCAGAGUCCACAUGGGACAGAAGUCCUUUGAGUGCCACAACUGUGAGAAAAGCUUUUAUGACAAUGGGAGCCUGGUGAGGCACAAGAGGAGCCACAAGCAGGAUAGGCUGUACCCCUGCCUGGUGUGCAGGAAGCGCUUUAAUAUCAAGUCGAACUGCGCGAGGCACCUGAUCCUCCACAAAGAAGCCAAACCCUUCCAGUGCCUUGAGUGCAAGAAGCAAUUCAGCAGGAAUGGGCACUUCCUGAAACACGUGGGCAAGAAGCCACACGAGUGCCCUGUGUGCGGCAACACAUUCUGUGAGAGAGGAAAGAUGGUCAGGCAUCAGAAUCAGCACUCAGAUAACAUGAGAGAAAAGUUCUUAUGCCCAGAAUGCGGGAAGACUUUUAACAAGAAAUCCAACAUGCGGAGCCACCAGAAAAGCCACACGGCAGAGAGGCCUUUGAGUGCUAUGACUGUGGGGAAAAGUUCAAAAACAAGUGGGACCCUGGAACUCAUCGAAACAGCCACCGGGGAAAGAAGCUCCACAAAUGCUUCGAGUGUGGGAAGAAGUUUAGCACCAAAACAGUCCUGUAUCAACAUCACAGGAUUCACACUGGGGAGAAACCCUAUGCUUGCCCUGAGCGUGGUUUCAACCUCAAAAGAAACCAUGAUCGGCAUCAAAGAAUCCAUGUUGGAUAAGACAAGAUGGCCGUAG